Miscanthus lutarioriparius is the source of this 1062-nucleotide messenger RNA. Lineage: Eukaryota; Viridiplantae; Streptophyta; Magnoliopsida; Poales; Poaceae. The record is from the annotation of a GenBank genome assembly.
AUGAGCACGCUGGCGCAGCCGCGGUUCGCCCCUCUCCCUACGGAGCAAAUUGAAUCCCAAACAGAUGCCGUGGCUGCAGGGUACCAGUUCCGGCUGGUCUCUUACAACAUCUUGGCCCAGGUUUAUGUUAAGAGUACGUUUUUUCUUCAUACUCCAUCUGCGUGCCUCAAGUGGAAAUCUCGAUCGAAAGCUAUUCUUACAGAACUGAAGAGCUUUGAUGCUGACCUCAUGUGCAUACAGGAGUUGGAUGAGUAUGAUACCUUCUACAAGAAAAAUAUGGAAAACUCUGGAUAUUCAAGUAUUUACAUUCAGCGAUCUGGAGACAAAAGAGAUGGCUGUGGUAUAUUCUAUAAACCUAAAAGUGCAGAACUGGUGCAGAAAGAAGGAAUACAUUACAAUGAUUUAGUGGAAAAAUACGUUCCUAGUGAUCAUGUAAAUAGUGCCCUGGAAAAUAAUUCUUCAACGGAAGAAGACAAGAAUGCAAAACCAGAUAAUAGCAAGCGCGGAGAUCCAAAUGAUCCGCGCGUAAGAUUGAAGCGUGACUGUGUUGUUCUGCUCGCAGCUUUCAAGCUUAGUGAUCCUUGUGAUCACAUUUUAAUUGUGGCAAACACACAUAUUUAUUGGGACCCAGAAUGGAUCGAUGUAAAGUUAGCUCAGGCAAAAUAUCUUCUUUCGAGAGUAUCUCAGUUUGAGCAACUCAUCUCAAAUAAAUAUGAUUGUAAACCUUCAGUGAUCAUUGCUGGUGACUUCAAUUCGACCCCUGGUGACAAGGUAUACAAUUACCUUGUAUCUGCCAACCUAGAAUCUACAGAUGAAGCUCCAAUCAAGCUACGCAGCCUUUAUGCUGAGAAUGGAGGGGAGCCAGAGUACACAAAUUACACUCCUGGUUUUACUGGAACACUGGACUACAUAUUCUUGUCGGAUGGUAGUUCAAUAAAACCUACUAGCCUACUUUGUUUGCCGCGAGGGGAUUCUGACGAUGUGAAAGGAGGCUUGCCUAACUUUCAACAUCCUAGCGAUCAUCUACCAAUUGGUGCUGAUUUUCUUGUAGUUAACAGCUAG